AUGAGUUUUAGGAUAUCAAUCUCUCCUUAAAGAAAAAGAAGUAAUACAGGAAUACCUCAAUCUGCUAGACUAAUAAAACCAUCUAUGAAUUCUAUUCUUAUAAAUGUUGUAGAAGAAAUUAAGAAUUUUAUGUAAAAUUAUAGAAUAAUUAAAGGAAAUAAUUUAAUCCUUAGUUUUAGAACCUUUUAAGUUAAUUAAUAAGAAUAGCAUUAGAUUUGGAAAAAUAAAAUACAAAAUUAUAUCAUGCUCUUCAAUAAUAUAAGGCUUCAAGCAUAUCCAAUACAGAUUCUAUUUAAAAAGAACCAUCAUAUCAUUAAGAUAGGAAUAAAUCUAAAGAUUUUAGUCCUACAAAAAAAGAAUCCUCAGUUAAAAAUAUAGAAAUGACAUCUAGCAGCAGAUGAG
Messenger RNA from Paramecium sonneborni, 402 nucleotides. The record is from the annotation of a GenBank genome assembly. Lineage: Eukaryota; Ciliophora; Oligohymenophorea; Peniculida; Parameciidae.